GUUCGAUUUCUUCUUUGAGUGCGCUUACUAAACGGCCUCGCUCGUCGGGGUGGUUAUCAUGGACCAUGGGGGUGGAUUUUUCACCCUCUUAGGAAACAGCGAGACACCUCCCGUCGUGAUUGUUUCACAACGCGCGGGGGUCUGGCCUCCGCCGCCACGCGACGCUCCUGUGGGCCCACAUGCGGCGCCUGCACGAGCGCAUGGCGCCGCUCGUGCAGGCCGAGCUCACCGCGCUGCUGCGGCAGGCCCCCCGGCUGGGCCGCGCCAUGGCCUCCGUGGCCGCGCGGGGCGAGGGCGACCGGGCCGAGCGGCUUGAGGCCCUGCGCGGAAUCCUGUGCUUCCGGCGCUGCCUGGUCCAGGCCCUGGAGCCGGGCGACUCGCCGCUGCUGCAGGUGCCGCACGUCGACAAGAGCAGGCUGCCGCGCGGGCCGGCGCCGUCGCUGCACGAGCUGGUCGCCCCCGGCGGUGCGGCCGCCCUCGUGAAGCAGCUGGGGCUCACGCCGGAGCAGGGCCUGGACGUGCAGGCCUUCUGCCACCACGCCCCGCGCAUCGAGCUCACGUGCACGGUGGAGGUGGAGGACGAAAAUGACAUCGCGGAGGGGGACCUGGCGACGCUCACGGUGCGCCUCCUGCGCGCCAAUCUCGCGGAGGGGGAGGCCAUCGGGCCCGUGCACGCCCCUCUCUUCCCGAUGCCUAAGUUCGAGGAGUGGUGGCUGCUCGUCUACGACGAGGGCUCCAAGUCCCUCGUAACGGCCGACGUGGUGCUGGGCAACGGCAGAGAGGAGGUCAGCAAGGUGCGCUUCAUGGUCCCCCGUGCCGGGGACUUCCGCUGGCGCGUGUUCGCUCUCUGCGACUCCUACCUCGGGCUGGACGUCGACCGCGAGGUCCAUUUCACCGCGCUCAAGAGGAGCGAGGUGAGCCACGAGAUCUUUGUCCACCCGGCGGACAGGAACAUCCGGAGCCUCUUCGAGGAGAUCAUGCAGGGGUUGCAGCCACCGGAGGUCGCCUCGUCGCGUGAUUUGCGACUCUGCACCAAACCUUCGGGUCGGUUUUUCCCCGCAUGCUCCGUGGGGUUCUGGUUUUCUUCCUGCCGCGUCGCACCCGCGUCUCCCAGAACACACCUCCCUCCCUCCUCCUCUUCCUUCCUCCCCUCACCCACGCGCAACACAUGCACGGCACGUACAUGA
This is a messenger RNA of Prorocentrum cordatum, 1187 nucleotides long. NCBI's taxonomy places the organism in Eukaryota, Dinophyceae, Prorocentrales, Prorocentraceae. The record is from the annotation of a GenBank genome assembly.